AUAUGGGGCUCCUUUUGGCCUUAAACUCGAUGACACUGAGUUCGGUGAGGUUCAUAAAGUACAUAUUUGUGGGGUUUUUUUCAGAUAAAAGGUGCUCAUCAUUGUCAUCACGACAAGUUAGUGGCAAUCUAAUCUGAUGGUUCAGGGCAGAAAUAGUUUGUUGCCACAGUGAUCAGGAAGGACUCCAUGUGCAAAGCUGCCCCACUGGCUAGCUGCAUGAGGGGAAGGUUCUGCCUUUCUGGGAAGCAUCAGGCAUUGACCUCAGCUGAAGGCAGGAUACCCACCUAAAAGAUCUGGCACCGCAAAUUCACCUUCUUGUGCAACCCCUCCCCCCCGCCAAAUCGUUUUGCACUCGGCGGGGUGGGGGGAAGCUAGUUAUGAAAAAGCCACAAAGCUCCAGAGGUCCCAGAAGGGGAGGAUUUCGCUCCCACGCGUUGGUAUCUCCAGCUCUCUUCUCAGCCGAUCUUAGUCCGCUAGCCCAACGCUUCUCACUGACGUGCAUCUCCAAGUGACUCAAGCCUGCGUCACCUCCUCCCAGCUAAAAGAUUGUCCCCCCUCCCCUUUGUGUGAAAGGGAGGGGAGCGAGAAAGCAGCGCUCACCCAGGCUGUGGCUGGUCUCCUCGGGGUCGGAGCAGAUCCGGGCGCAGGCAGAGACGUGGCUGGCGCUCCAGAGGGAUGUGACAGCACUUGCCCAGCGACUGAGCAGAGGCGGAGAUGUGGCCGUGUUUCCACACGGGCUGAGCAGAGCGGAGUGGGACCUGCUCGCACUUUUCACCGAGCCGCAGCAGCCCGGAGCCCUCCAGCUUUCUGCAGCGGGGAAGGUACGGGCGUGGACCAGCCGCUGCCGCUGGAGGACCGCGCUCGAGUCCAAGCCCAGCGCACAGAUCUGGGGAGUUCAUCCGUGCGUCAGAACAGGCCGCGCCGCGGGCCAGUUCCCGAGCUCAGGAGCUGGUCAGUUGCCCCGGGGCUGGGCGGGUGCGGGUGCCGGGGCGUGGGACAGCCGCUCUGCUCUCCUUGCCGCAUCCCGGAGGAGCGCUUCGCUCACACCUCAACAACUGGGCGGCAUCCGAGGGAGAGAGGUCCUGCUGAUGAACAGGAGCUGAGGGGGCUGAUCUCCAAAGCUAGAGCCUGCCUCUCCUGCCGUCCCCCUUUCAUCCUAUCCUGAAGUGUGGGGCUGCAGAGCCAGCAAACCCUCAAUGCCUAAGAACAGCAAAGUGACGCAGCGAGAGCACAGCAGCGAGCAUGUCACCGAAUCGGUGGCUGACCUGCUGGCCCAUGAGGAGCCUGUGGACUACAAGCGCAGCAUCUUGAAUGUGACGGCCGAGGCCUGGGACAAGCAGAAGGAUGUGGAGGAAGAUCUGGACUCUGAGAAGCGGCCAGCAUGGAACAGCAAACUGGAGUACAUCCUGGCCCAGAUCGGGUACUCGGUGGGGCUGGGUAACGUCUGGCGGUUUCCAUACUUGUGUCAAAAAAACGGCGGAGGUGCCUACCUGGUCCCAUACCUGGUGCUGCUCAUCAUCAUCGGGCUCCCUCUCUUCUUUCUGGAGCUGGCGGUGGGUCAGAGAAUCCGCCGGGGCAGCAUCGGAGUGUGGAAUUACAUCUGCCCCCGCCUGGGGGGCAUUGGAUACGCCAGCUGUCUCGUCUGCUUCUUUGUUGGUCUCUAUUAUAACGUGAUCAUCGGCUGGAGCAUCUUUUACUUCUUUAAAUCCUUCCAGUAUCCGCUCCCCUGGAGCGAGUGCCCCAUCAUUAAAAAUGGCACAAUGGCCGUUGUGGAGGCAGAAUGUGAGAAGAGCUCUGCUACCACCUACUUCUGGUACCGGGAGGCUCUGGAGAUUUCCAACUCCAUUUCAGAGAGCGGAGGGCUCAACUGGAAGAUGACCCUGUGCCUGCUGACGGCCUGGAGCGUCGUGGGAUUGGCCGUGAUCAAAGGAAUUCAGUCUUCAGGGAAGGUGAUGUACUUCAGCUCCCUCUUCCCCUAUGUGGUGCUCCUUUGCUUCCUGGUGCGGGGGCUGCUCCUGAGGGGGGCGAUAGAUGGGAUUCUGCACAUGUUCACUCCUAAGCUUGACAAGAUGCUGGACCCCCAGGUGUGGCGAGAGGCAGCCACUCAGGUCUUCUUCGCCCUGGGCCUGGGCUUUGGAGGUGUCAUCGCUUUCUCCAGCUACAACAAGCAGGACAAUAACUGCCACUUCGACGCUACCCUCGUCUCCUUCAUCAACUUCUUCACCUCCGUGUUGGCCACCCUGGUGGUCUUCGCCGUGCUGGGGUUCAAGGCCAACAUCAUGAAUGAGAAAUGUGUGGUGGAGAACACUGAGAAGAUCCUGGGCUACCUAAACACCCACAUUCUGAGCCAUGACCUCAUCCCGCCCCAUGUGAACUUCUCCCAUCUCACGGCCAAGGAUUACAGCGAGAUGUACCAAGUGAUCAUGACAGUGAAGGAGGACCACUUCAAGGAGCUGGGCUUGGACCCCUGCCUGCUAGAGGAUGAGCUCAACAAGUCAGUGCAGGGAACUGGCCUGGCCUUCAUCGCCUUCACUGAAGCCAUGACCCACUUCCCAGCUUCUCCUUUCUGGUCUGUGAUGUUCUUCCUGAUGCUGAUAAACCUGGGGCUGGGCAGCAUGAUUGGGACCAUGGCGGGUAUCACCACCCCUAUCAUUGACACCUUCAAGGUGCGGAAGGAAGUUUUCACAGUUGGCUGUUGCAUCGUCGCCUUCCUGAUAGGCUUGAUCUUCGUGCAGCACUCAGGGAAUUACUUUGUCACCAUGUUUGACGAUUACUCUGCCACGCUGCCACUCACGGUCGUGGUGAUCCUGGAGAACAUUGCCGUGGCCUGGAUUUAUGGUACCAAGAAGUUCAUGCAGGAACUGACAGAAAUGCUGGGCUUCCGGCCAUACAUCUUCUACUUCUACACCUGGAAGUACAUCUCUCCCCUCUGCAUGGCUGUGCUAAUGACAGCCAGCAUCAUCCAGCUGGGAGUCAACCCACCGAGCUACAGCGCUUGGAUCAGAGAGGAGGCUGCGGAGAAGUUUCUCUAUUACCCAACGUGGGCUAUGGCCAUCCUCAUCUGUCUCAUCAUCCUGGCCACCCUCCCACUGCCUGUGGUCUUCAUCCUCCGUCAGUUCCACCUGGUGUCCGAUGGCUCCAACGCUCUCUCCGUCACCUACAAGAAGGGCCGGAUGAUGAAGGACAUCUCCAACCUAGAGGACAAUGAUGAGACUCGCUUCAUCUUGAGCAAAGUGCCCAGCGAGACUCCAUCCCCGAUGCCCACGCACCGUUCCUACCUGGGCCCGGGAAACGCUUCCCCAAUGGAGAUGAGCAGUGCACCCAAUGGACGCUAUGGGAGUGGGUACCACUUGGCCAGCACCCCUGAAUCUGAACUGUGAUGGACACCCACCAGUCCUUGCCCCGCCCCCACCCCCCAGUGCCUAGGAGAGGAGGCAACUGGGGAAUGGAUCCUGUCCAUUUGUGGAACAAAAAGAAAAAAAGAAGAAACCCUUCCUAGAAUGUUAGCAAGUAAGCAGUCAUUUCCCAGGCAAGGUUGGGAAGAAGGCAUCGUGGGAGGGUACUGGAUUUCCCUCUCAGCAAUUCCAAUCAAAAAGGCAGGAUCCCUUGUCAGCUGCCCUUGUGAGGAAAAA
Messenger RNA from Chelonoidis abingdonii (Abingdon island giant tortoise), 3632 nucleotides. RefSeq names its product solute carrier family 6 member 17 (gene SLC6A17). Gene Ontology annotation, biological process: L-leucine transport; glycine transport; proline transport. The record is from RefSeq and is a predicted model, not a curated record. Gene Ontology annotation, cellular component: plasma membrane; synaptic vesicle. NCBI's taxonomy places the organism in Eukaryota, Metazoa, Chordata, Testudines, Testudinidae.